Molecule: messenger RNA, 2817 nt
Organism: Rotaria socialis
Lineage: Eukaryota; Metazoa; Rotifera; Eurotatoria; Philodinida; Philodinidae
Source: the annotation of a GenBank genome assembly
AUGGCUGCAUCACCAUCACAAUCUCCUCCAUCUGAUCAUCAACAGAAUCAGUCGUCUUCGAGUGAUGAUGACGAAACUAAUACUCGUCGUGAUGCCGAUAUACGUGCACGUGAUGCAUUUGCUAAACGUCUUCGUGAACGUGAUGAUGAUCAAACGAAAAAGAAAUUCAAAGCUGAACCUGUUUCACACGAAUCAGAUCGGUCCAAAUUAUCGGUUGAAGAAUUACGUAAAAGAUCACGGCAUGUUUAUUUAAAGUCACGAAAAGAGAAAAAAAUUGAUGAACUCGAGCAAGAACUUGCUGAUGAAGACUAUUUAUUUAAAGGCGUUAAAUUAACAAAACGUGAAGAAGAAGAUAUUAAAUUGAAAAGAAUCGCAUUAAAUUUAGCACGCGAACAUGAUCAAGCUCAACAAAUGGAAAAUGUCGAUCGUUAUCAUAUGCCAACUGGUAAAAGUGAUGAAACAUCAAAGAAUGACCGUUACCGAGAAGACAAUCGUUAUUCUGAUGCUAAAGCAAAUGGACAAUCGGGACAAAAUUUUGAACAGAGAAAAUGGGAAGAUGAAGUUAUUCAUACAGCUUUACCUCAUUUUGGUUCAUUAGAUAAAGAUGCUAAAAGUAAACAACCGAAAUAUGAUUAUAUACUUGAUGAAGAAAUUCAAUUUGUACAACAAUUAACAAUACCUGGCGUUAAUGAAUUUUUACAGCAGAAAGAAAAAUCAAAAUUACAUGAACAUGAAGAUGAAAAUAAACGCAAAUAUCGUACAUUACUAGAAUCACGUAAAACAUUACCAAUUUAUAAAUUUCGUGAAGAUCUCAUGAGUGCAAUACGUGAUCAUCAAGUUUUAAUUAUUGAAGGAGAAACUGGAUCAGGAAAAACAACUCAAUUAACUCAGUAUCUAUUCGAAGAAGGAUAUUGUGAAGCCGAUACUGAAGAUGAAGACGAAGUAGAAGAUGGUGAUGAUGAUGAUAAUAUUAAAUUACCCGAUGGCAAAAAGAAAACUAAAAAGAAGAUGAUGAUUGGUUGUACUCAACCGCGUCGUGUUGCUGCUAUGUCUGUUGCUGCACGUGUUGCAGAAGAAAUGAAUGUAAAAUUGGGUCGUGAAGUUGGUUAUUCCAUUCGUUUUGAAGAUUGUUCUUCCGAGCGAACAAUAAUAAAAUAUAUGACUGACGGCAUGUUGCUAAGAGAAUUUCUCGGUGAACCAGAUCUUGCCUCAUACAGUGUUUUAAUUGUGGAUGAAGCACAUGAACGUACAUUACAUACCGAUAUUUUAUUUGGUUUAGUUAAAGAUAUAGCACGUUUUCGACCGAAACUUAAAUUAUUAAUUUCAUCAGCAACACUUGAUGCUGAAAAAUUUUCACAAUUUUUCGAUGAUGCGCCAAUAUUUCGAAUCCCUGGUCGUCGAUUUCCUGUUGAUAUCUAUUAUACAAAAGCACCCGAAGCUGAUUAUGUCGAUGCAGCUGUUGUUACUGUUUUACAAAUUCAUGUUACACAGCCAUUAGGUGAUAUUUUAGUUUUUCUUACCGGUCAAGAAGAAAUUGAAUUGGCCAAUGAAAUGCUACUUGAAAGAACUCGAAAGUUAGGAACGAAAAUCAAAGAAUUAAUUAUUUUACCUAUUUAUUCAACGUUACCAUCAGAUAUGCAGAUUCGAAUAUUUGAACCAGCUCCACCCGGUGGACGAAAAGUAAUUUUAGCAACAAAUAUAGCCGAAACAUCAUUAACUAUUGAUGGUAUACAUUUUGUAAUUGAUCCCGGUUUUUGUAAACAAAAAACUUAUAAUGCACGAAACGGUAUGGAAGCAUUGACAAUAACACCAAUAUCAAAAGCAUCAGCUAAUCAACGAGCUGGAAGAGCUGGACGUGUUGCACCUGGAAAAUGUUUUCGAUUAUAUACUUCUUGGGCAUAUCAACAUGAAUUAGAUGAUAAUAGUAUUCCGGAAAUUCAACGAACAAAUCUAGGAAAUGUUGUUUUACUACUUAAAAGUUUAGGUAUUAAUGAUUUGGUAAAUUUUGAUUAUAUGGAUCCGCCUCCAAUGGAAACGCUUCGUUUGGCCUUCGAACAACUCUAUGCUCUUGGUGCAUUAAAUCAUAAAGUUGAAUUAACCAAAUUGGGUCGUCGUAUGGCUGAAUUUCCUCUUGAUCCAAUGUUGUCAAAAACAAUUCUUGCCAGUGAAACAUACAAAUGUUCAGCUGAAAUUUUAACAAUCGUUUCUAUGUUAUCUGUUAAUAAUUCAAUAUUUUUUCGCCCAAAGGAUAAAACACUUCUGGCAGAUACAGCUCGUCAAGCAUUUUUUGUUCCUGGUGGUGAUCAUAUCACAUUACUUAAUGUUUACAAUCAAUGGAAAGAUACAAAUUUUUCGACACAAUGGUGCUAUGAAAAUUUUAUACAAUUUCGUUCGAUGAAUCGCGCACGACAAGUACGAGAUCAACUUGAAACACUGAUGGAACGUGUUGAAAUCGAGAUACUAUCCAAUCCAGCUGAUACAAUCGGUAUACGUAAAUCUAUAUGUGCUGGUUUCUUUUAUCAUACAGCAAAAUUUUCUAAAAAUGGAAUGUAUAAAACAAUCCGUCAUCAACAAAGCGUAUUGAUACAUCCAAAUAGUGCUUUGUUUGAUCAAAUUCCACGUUAUGUGAUUUAUUUUGAACUUGUACUUACAACAAAAGAAUAUAUGAGACAAGUGAUCGAAAUUGAAAAUGAAUGGCUACGCGAAACAGCACCACAUUUUUAUAAAACAAAAAAAUUAGAUGAUGAUGAUAAAGUAAAAAAGAUGCCUAAAGUUUUAGGCAAAAUUAAAGCUGAACUUGAAAGAAAUUAUUCGUAA